This is a messenger RNA of Athene cunicularia (burrowing owl), 2178 nucleotides long. RefSeq names its product nuclear receptor coactivator 1-like. The record is from RefSeq and is a predicted model, not a curated record. The transcript has 8 exons. Gene Ontology annotation, molecular function: nuclear receptor binding. The coding region runs from base 16 to 1506 and encodes 496 amino acids. Gene Ontology annotation, cellular component: nucleus. Gene Ontology annotation, biological process: cellular response to hormone stimulus; positive regulation of transcription by RNA polymerase II. Lineage: Eukaryota; Metazoa; Chordata; Aves; Strigiformes; Strigidae.
CCAAAGGCUGCUGAGAUGUGGAGCCAGUGCAUCACCUCGCAGCUGGACGAGCUCCUGUGUCCUCCCACCACGCCAGAGGGUCGGAACGACGAGAAAGCCCUGCUCGAGCAGCUCGUCUCCUUCCUCAGCGGCAAAGACGAGACGGAGCUGGCUGAGCUGGAUCGAGCUCUGGGGAUCGACAAACUGGUUCAGGGUGGCGGGCUGGAAGCCCUGACGGAGCGGUUCCAGCCCCAACAAGCCACCCCACCGCUUAUGAUGGAGCAGAAACCCGGCAUGUACCCCCAGCCUUACUCCUCCGCCUCUCCCACCACCAACCUCCCCGGCGCCUUCCCCGGCAUGGUCCGGCAGAAGCCGUCCUUCGGCCCCAUGCCCGUGCAGGUCCCACCGCCCCGCGGCGCCUUCCCCACCAACAUGGCCAUGCAACCCCGGCAGACGCUCAACAGACCCCCGACGGCCCCCAACCAGCUGCGACUUCAGCUGCAGCAGCGGCUGCAGGGCCAGCAGCAGCUGAUCCAUCAAAACCGGCAGGCCAUCCUCAACCAGUUCGCAGCCAAUUCCCCAGUGGGCAUCAACAUGCGGGCAGGGAUGCAGCAGCAGAUCACACCGCAGCCUCCCCUCAACGCCCAGAUGCUGGCCCAGCGUCAGCGCGAGCUCUACAGCCAGCAGCACCGGCAGCGGCAGCUCAUGCAGCAGCGAGCCAUCCUGAUGAGACAGCAGAGCUUCGGGAACAACCUCCCCCCCUCCGCCGGGCUCCCGGUACAGAUCGGAGCCGCUCGUUUGCCCCAAGCACCCCCCCAGCAGUUCCCUUACCCCCCAAACUACGGUACAACCCCGGGAAACCCUCCCACCUCCACCAGCCCCUUCUCGCCGUUGGCAUCCAACCCCGAGGCCGCGCUGGCUAACCGCAGCAGCAUGGUGAACAGGGGGAUGAUGGGCGGCGUCGGAGGGCAGUUCGGCGCCGGGAUGACCCCGCAGAUGCAGCAGAACAUCUUUCAGUAUUCGGGAUCAGGCAUGGGUCAGCAAAGCGAACCCGCCUUUGCUCCGUCGCUCAGCCCCAGCAGCCCCUUGAUGUCACCCCAGCUCCCGCCUUCACAAAGCCCCAUGCUGCAGCCGGCACCGCCGACACCGGGCUACCAGUCGCCCGACAUGAAGACCUGGCAGCAAGGAGCCAUGGGGAACAGCAACGUAUUCAGCCAAGCAGGGCAGAGCCAGCCAGCGCCUGCUCAGCAGGGCAUGUACAACAACAUGAGCAUCACCGUCUCCAUGGCGGGAGGAAACACCAACGUCCAGAACAUGAACCCCAUGGCCGGUCAGAUGCAGAUGAACUCGCUUCAGAUGCCCGGGAUGAACUCCAUGUGCUCGGAGCAGGUAAAUGACCCGGCGCUGAGACCCACGGGCCUUUACUGCAACCAGCUUUCCUCCACUGACCUUUUGAAAACAGAAGCAGAUGGGGCGCAGGUCAGUAAGAAACUGCUAAGCACAUCUCAGGUACCCCGAGGAGUUUGACGGGUUCCCCCCACCCCACCCCAAUAAAGGCUGAACCUCCCCGACCGUACCGGCUCGGCACGCUUGGUUUCCACCGGGGCCGGCCCCGGUUGGCAGGGUCGGGUUGAAGCCACCACGGUCCCGCCAGCGUUGGGUGACAGCCAGCCCUCGGGGACACCGGCACCGCUCGCAAACCCUCAUCGCAUCAAAGCUCGCGCCGCCGCCGCUGCCGUGAGCGUUUUCGGCCUCCUCCGCUGGUGUGGAAGAGCGGUGACACCGCGGCCGAGCUGGAAAAAUAAAGGAGUGUUGGUGUAAAAACGCCCCUCGCCCCGGCUCCGGGCUGACAGCGAGCGGGAGGGUUUCUUUCCUAGGCUCGGCCAGCAGCGGAGCGGCCGAGGGCAGCCAGGCCGCCACGUUAAAGCGCGGCGGAGCGAGGAAAUUUGGAUGGGGGGCCGCGUCUGUCCCUGCAGGCAGCGCUGCCGGACGCUGCCCGUCCCUCUGAGCACCACCAAAGCGUGUCCAACCACCCACCGAUGCCUCCCGGGGAGCAGCCGCUUCAUCCCCCACCUCAACCAACAACCCGCCAGCGGCGCCUCCCCCUUCCCCUUUCGCAGAGCCCGUAGGGACGCGCCGAGAUGCACCAAAAACUCUUGAAAUUUUGAUCAAAACAGCCGCGCUGGACCUCGCUCAUCA